This is a messenger RNA of Sclerotinia sclerotiorum 1980 UF-70, 330 nucleotides long. RefSeq lists its product as hypothetical. Bases 1 to 330 code for a protein of 109 amino acids. The record is from RefSeq and is a predicted model, not a curated record. The transcript has a single exon. Lineage: Eukaryota; Fungi; Ascomycota; Leotiomycetes; Helotiales; Sclerotiniaceae.
AUGUCAGCCUCUGACCUAGGGACGCUUAGGGAUUACAUUGGCGACGCGCUAGAAAAAGGAUGGAUCAGAGAAUCCACCUCACAGGCAGCUAGCCCUGUGCUAUUUAUACCAAAGAAGGAUGGUACAGAUAGACUGUGUGUAGAUUAUCGCAAACUCAAUGAUAUAACGAUCAAAGAUCGGUACCCACUUCCAUUAGCUACGGAACUGAGGGAUCGAUUGAGAAAAGCUAAGAUUUUCUCCAAGUUUGAUCUACGAAACGGAUUUCACCUCAUCAGAAUGAAGGAAGGUGAAGAAUGGAAAACAGCAUUCAGAACUUAUUGGGUUUCUUGA